AUGGCACGGACAAUGAGACCCGAUGACAUCAACCCCCGGACAGGGCUGGUGGUGGCUCUGGUCAGCGUCUUCUUGGUGUUUGGCUUCAUGUUCACAGUGUCUGGCAUCAAGGGAGAGACCCUAGGUGACAUCCCACUGCUGGCUAUCGGGCCAGCCAUCUGCCUGCCGGGCAUCGCUGCCAUUGCCCUCACCAGAAAGACCGACGGCUGCACCAAGUGGCCGAAGAACAAGUGUCCAUGCUGCAAGCAAGUGAAAGACCGGGAUGUCAUGGAGCUGCUGAGGACCCCCUCAGACCUAGAAUCUGGCAAGGGGAGUUGUGAUGAACUGGCCAAGAAAGCAUACCAGAAGGACAAGAAGGUGCUGCGGGGUGAGGACUCUGUGUCCAUCUGCACCACCACCACCACCAUGGGAGAGUGCAAAAACCUCAUCAGAAAGGUGGAUCAGGAGGAAAUGCUGAGAUACUUGGAGACCUGUUACCCAGAGAUGCCAGGGAAUGUGUUCGUGGCAGACAGUUCUGUGUGCAGUGCCUUGGAGAGGAAGAGCUCUUCUCCCACCAAGGAUGAUACUGCUUGCCCAGACAUCGAAGACAACAUUUUUGUUGCUCCUAAAGACAGCAUCAUUGUCUGCUCUUACAAGGAGAACAGCCCUUAUGACAGAUACUGUUGUUACAUAAACCCCACUGGAGUCAACUCGGACCAGGAGACCAUAGUGUGA
This is a messenger RNA of Colius striatus (speckled mousebird), 714 nucleotides long. RefSeq names its product transmembrane protein 215 (gene TMEM215). The coding region runs from base 1 to 714 and encodes 237 amino acids. The transcript has a single exon. Lineage: Eukaryota; Metazoa; Chordata; Aves; Coliiformes; Coliidae. The record is from RefSeq and is a predicted model, not a curated record.